CAGAAUCUCAGAGGCAGUCAGACUGAAGGGAACAGGUUGAAGGGAGCAGGAGAGGCUCGUUUAUUCAAAUACGGUUGGUUGCAGAUUGUAACCGGAUCUAACGCGCAAACUGGAAGGGCUCAGCGCAGCGUGGGUGCCCAGGGAUCCACUGCCUGAGUGUGGGGAGAGCAGCGGCCGAGACCCCAGAGACAUGAACCACACCAAGGGAGGCCUGGUCAUCUUCACCGCCAACUCACACCCCGCCAGCCGCGAGCUGGGCAAGAGGAUUUCAGAGCGGUUAGGGGUGGAGCUUGGCAAGGUGCAGGUGUACCAGGAAGCUAACAGAGAAACACGGGUACAGAUCCAGGAGUCGGUGCGAGGCAAAGAUGUCUUUGUGAUCCAGACAGUGUCCAAGGAUGUGAACACCACCAUAAUGGAGAUGCUGAUCCUGGUGUACGCGUGCAGGACGUCCUGUGCCAGAAGCAUCACGGGUGUCCUCCCUUACUUCCCCUACAGCAAGCAGUGUAAGAUGAGGAAGAGAGGCUCCAUCGUCUCCAAGCUGAUCGCCUCCAUGAUGUGUAAAGCUGGUCUCACCCACCUGAUCACCAUGGACCUCCAUCAGAAAGAGAUUCAAGGCUUCUUCAACAUCCCAGUGGACAAUCUGAGAGCCUCGCCCUUCCUGCUGCAGUACAUACAGGAAGAGAUCCCUGACUAUAGAAAUGCUGUGAUUGUGGCCAAAUCUCCAGCCUCUGCCAAAAGGGCUCAGUCGUUCGCCGAGCGGCUGCGUCUGGGUAUCGCAGUGAUCCACGGUGAAGCUCAGGAUGCAGAGUCGGACCAGGUCGACGGGCGACACUCCCCACCCACCGUCAAGACCACCGGAGCCAUCCACCCCAGCAUGGAGAUACCAUGUAAGGCACACAGCAACGAUAAAUCCUGUGAACACAAUCUAACAGAAUACAGUAAUUAUGACUGUUUCCUGUGUGUCCUUUUGUUUCCAGUGUUGAUCCCUAAAGAGAAGCCUCCCAUCACUGUGGUUGGAGAUGUAGGAGGACGCAUCGCCAUCAUAGUGGAUGACAUCAUCGAUGACGUCGACAGUUUUGUGGCAGCAGCGGAGACGCUAAAGGAAAGAGGGGCCUACAAGAUCUAUGUCAUGGCAACGCAUGGCAUCCUCUCCUCGGACGCCCCCAGGUUCAUCGAAGAGUCGGCCAUUGACGAGGUGGUGGUGACCAACACGAUUCCCCACGAGCUCCAGAAGCUCCAGUGUCCCAAGAUCAAGACGGUUGACAUCAGCAUGAUCCUGUCAGAGGCCAUCCGCCGCAUCCACAACGGAGAGUCCAUGUCCUACCUGUUCCGCAACAUCGGAGUGGACGAUUGAACGACCUGACACACACACACACUCUCACACACACUCUCACACACUCUCACACACUCAUACCAUUUGCCUUUUCAGGUGAAUGUCAGACACUGCGCACACAGAUAUAUCCAUUUCCUGCGUGUAUCAUAACAUACAAAUAUAACAGCUAACUCUUUCCUUUGCUUAAAGGGACAGUUCGGACUUUCUGAAGUGGCGUUGUAUGAAGCUCUUAUCAAUAGUCAGUGUAUUACCUACAGUAGAUGUCAGUCGUCACGCCUCCAGUUUGGAGAAGCAGGCAGGAGCACUGACAUGGAAGCUUCGAAAUGUGCUGCUGUGCAACCAGACUCUAGAGAAAAAUAGUAAUUUUACCUCACAGAUCACAGGAGCUGCUGGUCUACCACUGCCUCCAUCAGUUCGAUAGUGUUUUAGGUCUGCAACUAAAAAACAUUAUCGAUUAAUCUACAGUCUAUUGAAAAAAAAGAAAAAGAAAUCUGGUCCGUACAAUUUCUAAAAGCCCAAACUGACGCCUUCAGUUUGCUUCCUUUGUUCAACCUGCAGUCCAAAACCUAAACACUCUUCAUUAACUUUUAAAUUCAGUAGAACUUAAUUGACCUCGAACGAACGUGAGCUGUCAUUGACGUCUAAGAAAAGCAGCAAACUCUCACAUCUGAGAAGCUGGAACCAGCAAGUUUUGCUUGAAAAAUUACCGAAACGAUUAUUUAGUUGCCAAAAUAGUUCGCAAUUGAUUUUCUUUCAAUGUGGAUUUGGUGUUUUAAGUGUGACUUCAGUGAAUCCAAACAAGCUAACUGACCGAGGCAGUGGUAGACCAGCAGCUCCUGUGUUCUGAGAGGUAAAAUCACUGUUUUUGUCAAUGGAGUCUGGCUUUGAAGAGAGCAGGGAUAACAGCCUUAGUUCCCCGUCAAUAAUUGCUGUGUGAUGGGAAGAUAAAGCGGUGGAAAUAUUCUAAACAUAGCGUACACUUAAACUGAGGUGAGGUGGCUGAAACACAUUUUGUGGCUGUCACUCAAUAACACAUGCUAACCGAUUGAGGCAGAGUUAGACCAACAGCUCCUGUGUUCAACAUGCUUAAAUGAGUGUUUUUCUAAAUGGAGUCUGGUGGCUUUGACGAGAGCAUCAAUGGGAAACUGCAGCUGUUAACUGCUUUAGUGUUGGAAAGGGCUGUUUGAUGCCAAGUUAAGCAGUGAAAAUAUCCUCAAUAGAUAUUUUUAGGUGGCUAAAGUAACAUUUUUCUGCUGCAGUUUGCUUCUCCAAACUGGGGGCGCACUGACUGACAUCUACUGUAGGUAACACACUGACUAUGGCCUCACACAGCCCCACUUCCAAGAUCCAAACUAUCUCUUUACCAUAGAAGAUGACUGAAUACACACACACACACACACACACACACACACACACACACACACACACACACACAUAUAUACGACUGAACACACUGAUCUGUGUCCUUCACGGACAUGAAUAGACUACUGCCUGUUUCUCUGAAAGCUGCCCUCUCAUCAGACACCUCAGUUUUUCUACUCCUCUCUUUCUGAGUACCUUCGUUAGUCACCUCUCCAUCUUGUCACAUUUCUUUCCACAGAAACCAUCGAUGUUGCGUCUGCGAUCGUUAGAACAUACGGUAGCAUCGAAUGUCUCUCGCGGUACGUUUAGUUUCAGAAAGAGUGCCAGUGCCUUCUGCAGGACACAACACACAGGCCUUCACCGCUCCGAUACUCGACUGUGUCUCAGCUAACACGACUAACUCAUAACGGCCCCUGCAAUUAACCCAGGAUGAUGCAGGUUCCUGACUAAUUAACUUAGAAUCAGAGCGCAUGUUUAACCCUCUGUCUGAGUUAUGUUAUUUUACGUGUUGGCUGAAUGUGUUACUAACAUAGUUUAGAGUCCAACCAGCUCGCUGUGUGUGUGUGUGUGUGUGUGUGUGUGUGUGUGUGUGUGUGUGUGUGUGUGUGUGUGUGUGUGUGUGUGUGUGUGUGUGUGUGUGUGUGUGGUCGCUGUAGCACUUAGAUGCUGCUCUGGUGUCAAAUCUACUCAUUGCUAAAACACAACUGGAAUUAACAGAAAACAUUUCUCAGUCUGGUUAAUUGGACGUAACAAACAUUUUGUUAAGUUUGCAUUCAUGACUCAUCCAUGUUACAUAGCGUGCCAUCAUUUCAGUGCUCAUAUAUUUUUAUGUUUGUUCAUGCCACAGACGAUCCAGACUUUUGUUUUGAUACAAGUUCUGCAGUUUGACUCUAUAUAAUCACAUGUACAAAUGGGUAAAUGAUCGUUAUGACGAGACUGAUGAGGUUUGAUUAAAACACACACGUUACCUGAUGUUUCACAGAUUGAGGUUUCAAACUGCAGCAAAAGAUGAAAAAGUAAAAUUGAAACUUUUUCUGACGAGCAAAACUUGACUGAAGCAGGUCUUUGUCACUUUACCAGAUGUGUUCCAAAAAUGUUUUGUAUUUAUUUUCAGCACUUAAUAUGAAUAAAUAUGACCUAUGAAAGUAAA
Molecule: messenger RNA, 3845 nt
Organism: Epinephelus lanceolatus (giant grouper)
Lineage: Eukaryota; Metazoa; Chordata; Actinopteri; Perciformes; Serranidae
Product: phosphoribosyl pyrophosphate synthase-associated protein 2
Biological process (GO): purine nucleotide biosynthetic process; 5-phosphoribose 1-diphosphate biosynthetic process
Cellular component (GO): ribose phosphate diphosphokinase complex; cytoplasm
Molecular function (GO): ribose phosphate diphosphokinase activity; magnesium ion binding; ATP binding
Source: RefSeq, a predicted model, not a curated record